This is a messenger RNA of Aureobasidium melanogenum CBS 110374, 939 nucleotides long. RefSeq lists its product as uncharacterized. The transcript has a single exon. The record is from RefSeq and is a predicted model, not a curated record. NCBI's taxonomy places the organism in Eukaryota, Fungi, Ascomycota, Dothideomycetes, Dothideales, Saccotheciaceae. Bases 1 to 939 code for a protein of 312 amino acids.
AUGGAUACCAGUCCGACUCUCGAACAGCUCUGGGCUAUUUUGCACCCUGUUGCUCACGGACAGCUCUUUGAGUACAAACAGCUGUGGGAUGCUAUGCUUGGCCGCUGCGUUACACCAUGCCAGGUUUCCUGGCUUAAGGUCGGCACUGGUGAGCAUCUCAUGACAAAGACCUUCAAGAACGAGUUCAUGCUUGUCGCAACUUAUCUCCUCGAAGGCAGUCACCACUCCAGCGCUCAUGCUGGCCUGAUGAAAGACAUCUUUUUUGGCUGGUUGAAACGCGGAAUUCCUGACCUGUCUGCGCUCAGCGAGGCUGACAAGUACUUGACGUUCCUUCAGACUUACAUUCGCAUUGAAGCGGUCAAUACUCACAACAUCCAAGGGGUUGCAGAGGUCGCAAAGGCCCCAGGACUUCCCUUUGAUCAGCACGAUCGUGAGCUGUUCGCCCAUGAGGCUGGAACUUCCAAUCGGUACGGCUUCCAGAUGGUCCUUGAUGACGAGCUGACAUCUUCUAGCACUAAUGCCAACAUCACUAAGCCUUGGGCUGAUCCCAUCUCAGUCCCUGGUCCGGAGUACCUUGACAACAGUGGUCAAUUCUUCCCAGUCAAUAUCUCUGUCUGUCCAACCUUCUUCUUCGCUGGAUACCAGGAGAAAUGGAUCCGUAUGGCCAGAGCAUCCGCAGGUGUGCCUUACCUCAUGCACAUGCAUUGUCCGAAAACUGGUGCUCGUCUCAACACGCUCAAGUUCACUUCUGCUUUGGCUUUGAUGACGGCCUACCUUGAGUCUUUCUCUAAGCAUCCCGAUCUCUGGUGGUACUUUGACGAGUUCAUGCGUCACUAUCUGGACCUAGGCAAUGUCAAUCCCCAACCAACUCUGGACUACAUGAGAAACACUGUCUCGCCUAGCAAGCCCGUUGUGGUCGCUGUCCCGAUCUCUAAAUAG